AUGACUCAAGAAAAUGAUGACUUGGUCCUUCUUGAAAGAGUAUUUCUUGGCAUUGUUAUGUCUGAAACAGAUGGACAGUUUGAAAGUAUAAUAAAUAAAGUUUUACUGUCAGUUAUACAAAAACUAUCAAGCCCUAAUGAAAGUGUGAAGAAUAAGGUAAUAGAAUUAUUGUCACAUGUAUCAAAGAGAACAAAGGCUGCAAAGUCCGUGCAGUUACCUGUAGAAACCUUAGUGGCUUACUAUGGAGACUCUAAUGCUUCGGCAUUCAUUGUUAAUUUCACUAUUAUUUAUAUCAAGAUUGGGUUUCCUCGUCUCCCAAAAGAUAAAAAAUUUGAAUUGCUUCCUCAAUUAAUGUCUGCAGUAAAUAAUAAGCCCCUUCAACAUCAAGAAAGCCUCUUAGUACUACUUAUUGCAUCAACUAAAGAUUACGUGUAUCCAAGAGAUGAAAAUGAAGGAAAGAAUUUAUUUAAUCUGGGGGACAAGGAACAUUUGAAGAAACUAUUGCUGUCAAUCCUCAUGGAUAUAUUUAUGUUUCCAUAUGGCUGUGUUAGUGAACAAAAUCUCACUGAUAUUUCGCAGUAUUCGUAUAGAAGACUGACUCAAGAUGGCUUUUUGGAUAUGUCAGCUGAUGCAAUGGAAAAGACAAAGGUAGAAUGCAUUCGAAUGCUUACAUCUGGUCUGUAUACCCCUAAUCAAGAGUACCCCGCGCUGGUCGUUGCUUCUGGUGAUUAUAGAUCUUCUGUUUCACAAUUGGCGGAAGAUAGGAUAAAGAAAAUAAUGCGUGACAUUGAUAUAAAUAAGGCUGAGGCUGUAACCCCUCUUUAUUCUAUUUACCUUGGAAGCGAUGCUGGCUCCACCCCAGACAAACUACGAGGAUCUAUAAACAUGAGAAUCAGGCUUAAGAUUUUGCAGCAUAUUUCUAAAUUCACCGUUAUUUUAUAUCCAAUAGCAAUCAGGGUCCUCUUUGAAUCACUUUAUGGAUCAUUUGCCAAUCAAAAAUUGAGAAUAUUUGCUUUGUCAUACGCCAGUAUGAUAAUCCAACACUUACAGGAAAGUCACUUGAAACAGGUUGCACCCCUUCUUCUUGAAUCAGGAUUUCUAAAACUCCUACGAGAACCUGAAAUUGAAAUUUCUCUAAAGGAGAAAACAUUUCCACUCGUUGGACAGCUUGUGAGAAAAUGCCCAUCUCUGGUUUCAAAGGAUCUCACUCUUCUUACAUUCCUAUUCGACACAAUAGAAGAGGCUGGUGAUAGUGAUGUGGCUCGGGUAAUAAGAGAUUCUGCAGUUUCAAUGAGCAAUGCUUAUGGAGAGUUCAGCAAUGGUGCUCUACCAGGUCUUCUUGAAGCGAAGUUGUCUUCUCCGUGCCAGAAAGCUCGUUCCUUAGCUCUCAACUUCAUUAUUAAUGCUCUUCAGCCUACACCUCUUAGAACUUAUUUACUUUUAUACUCAACUUGUCUUAGUGAUGAUGAAAUCAGAAGAGAAGCUAAAAAACCUCUUUACACUAGUGGAGAAGAAAAAAGUAUUAAACCAGGAAAUUUCCCUGCUCUUCUUACACUUGUAACUCAGAGGGAUUCUGAAAAACCUCAUCCCUCUCUACUUCUGAAAGAAGUAGUGCUUUACUUAAGGCUUUGUUUGGCCGCAGAUGCUGGAAUUGAAAGUACAAAUGAACAGAUUUCUCAUCCUUCAGAUUCAAGCCCUUUGAUCUCAAAAUAUCUUAACCAACUUGAGCCAGAACUACUCGAGGCCUAUGUUACGAUGCUGUUUCGUUUGCUAAAGGAUGAUUCUGGUAUUAUUCCAUUGGCAGCUCUUGUAGAGGUUAUUGGAUGUCUUUAUCCAACCCUUCCUGACAAACAUCUUGAUAAAAUACCUGUGUUUAAGAAACUUGCUAUUGAUGGUAAUAAUGAUGCAAUUAGAGAUUUAGCUGCAGAAGUUUGGGGUGUUCUUGCUUCAAGACUAGAACCUCCACCAUUUAGUGAGCUUCAAUCGCAGAUCCUUGCAUUAGGUCAUCUCAUCUCGAGAAUAGAUAAUGCUCCUGUGCAAUACCUUAAUACUAUUUGCCAGAGCAUCAAUGAAGAAAAUACCUGCCUUGCAGGCUUAACGUCUAUAGCUUUGAUUGCUCAAUCUGCUAAACUUCACCUUCCAGACUCUCAACUUGAAGGCCUGGUUGAUAAUCUUUUAGAGAAAUUCUUUAAAACUGAAUCUAAUAAAGUAAAAGAAAAAGCUAUAAAUGCUGUUGGAUAUCUUUGCAUUGCUGAGCAAGGUACCAAGCUGAGGUCUAAAGUCAUCAAUAAACUAUUAGAAUCCCCCAAAGAGGUGAAAGAUAUAGAAGUGAUCCUCUGCUCUGGACAAUGCUUGGUUUCAGCUAUCAUGGGAAGUGACAGUCCACUUGCAGGUGAUCCAUGGAGCAGAGAGAAACAUCUUCCUCAAAGUGAAGGUUCAAGCGGACUAGCUGGUUCUUCUGUAGAAAGGAUUUUGUCUACUAUAACUGAAGACAGAAGACCGAUUGUCAGGCAGACAUUAUGCUUUUGGCUCUUGGCUGUAACUAAACAUUGCUGCCAAAUAGAGGCUGUGAAAAUAAAGCUUGGUGAAAUUCAGUCUGGAUUUAUAGAUCUUCUCAACGAUAAUAAUGGUCUAGUUCAAGAGGGAGCUGGGAAAGGCCUGGCUCUUGUUUACGAGGCUGGAGAUGAAAAAACUAGAGGUGAUUUAGUUAAAACAGUUGUCGAACAACUUGGUUCAGGAAAGAGACUUGGCCAAGUAUCUAGUGAAACUAAACUUUUUGAGGAAGGCGAGCUUGGUGAAACUCCUACAGGUGGAAAGUUGUCAACAUAUAAAGAACUGUGUACCUUGGCAUCUGAUUUAAACCAACCCGAUUUGAUUUACAAGUUUAUGGCUCUUGCUCAUCAUAAUGCCAUUUGGAACUCGAAGAAGGGUGCUGCAUUUACUGUUGCCUCACUUGCUCAAAAAGCUGGCCCAGAGUUUCAAGAGCACUUACCAUCGGUCCUUGUAAGGCUUUAUAGGUACCAAUAUGACCCUGUUGGUCAUGUGAGGCAAGCAAUGGCUGGGAUUUGGUCAUCUUUGGCUACUCAGGAUACAGUUGUCAAAUUUCGAGGACAAAUAUUCGAUGAUUUGUUGUCGAACCUUACAGCUAGAGAAUGGCGUGUGCGAUAUUCAUCUUGCAGAGCCAUUACUGAUCUUAUGAGAGGUCCUGCUGGAACAUUCCUUAUAGAAGAGAAAAAAGAUCGCCUACCUGAGCUUUGGGCAGAAUUGUUUAGGGUGAUGGAUGAUAUCCACAAGGACACUAGAAGUGAAGCUGUAAGAACUGCAGCCAGUUUGUCAAAGAUCUGUGCCACACCUGUUAUCCUUCCAGUACUUUUGGAGAAAGGUAUUACAAACCCUGCUGUAGAAGUUAGAUUAUUAAGUCUUGCUACUGUCAGUGAAAUGUUAAAGAAAGGCCUUCCUGAAAAGGAUGUUGUAAAAGUGAUUGCUGGGUAUUUGAAAUGUGAGCUGGAUCCCAGAAGUUUUGUACAAUACGUAAAGGUAGGUAUGAUGGAAGAAUUGACUGGUGCUCUUAUAGAUUCAUUGAAACACAGUGUGAGAGGUGGAAGAGUUUCCUCUGCGAAUUUUAUCACUUUGCUGAGCCAUCACCUUCGUUGUGAAGAGAUUCAACCUUUCGUUGGGAAAUUUCUUGGAGCUCUACUUCCCGGAGUAAAAGAUAAAAAUAGGAGAAUAAGAGCUGAAUUCGGUUCAACUAUGGGUCAGCUGCUCCGUUGUGCCAAAGCCUCCAGUGUUCAGAGACUUUUUGAAAGACUGACAACACUAUAUUUAGAAUCUUACACAGAGGAGGAAGUAAAGUGGGGUGUUACUGAAGCAGUUGAUGCAGCAAUUAGGCAUAGUCAAGAUGCUGUUGAAGAAACGGCAUUACCUUUGGUGUUUUUGGCUAAACACGAACUUCCAAAUGAAGAAAAAUCUAACAUGAAAAGAAUUGAAAAAUGGGAAGAAGCUUUUAAACAGAUAUGCCCAGGUGUUGGCCGCCUUACCACUUACCAGUCAGAAAUAAUUUCCUUGCUCUUAACUGCUAUCAAAUCUCAAUACUGGACACUAAAGGCGCAGGGUGGGAAAUCAGUUCGAACACUUGCUGAGAAAGUGACAGAUCUAAAACAGAAAGAGGAAAUUCUUCAAGCCGUCCUCGAAGCUUUGGAAGGCAGGGUUUGGGCUGGAAAAGAAGCUCUUCUAAGCCCUCUACCAUUCCUUAGCCAAAGUGAUGAUGUGAAACAAGUUCUCUUGAAAGAAGUUAAUAGAGGAACUACUAGUUAUAAGUCAGCAGCUUUGACCUAUCUUGCAGAGACAAAACCAAUUUUUUCGUCAGUAGUUUCUGCUAUAAAAGAAGCUGUAACUGGCGAUGAAAAGAAGAUUCUUGAAGCAGCAGUUUCCUUAAUUGGAAAAUGUAUUAUUGGUGAAAAUGAAUUUGAUGAGGCUGUGAAGAUAUGUUUGAAUUUUCUUGAUAAAGUUCCUGGGCCUUCUUUGGAAUCUAUGUCUGAGAUGACUAGAGAGCGUUCAGGAAAACAAUUAACUCAGUACACCGAACAGUUUAUAUCUGCUAUAGUCCUUGGUCUUGGAACACGAAAGCUAGCAACAGUUAGAAGAUCUUCUCUUAAUUUGCUGGAUAAUCUUCAAAGCUGUUUUGCUGACCAUGUUGAGGCAUAUUUGUUGAUUAAGUCGACAUUUGACAAAUUUUCAACGGAACUCGAAACUGAUUCUGACCCAGGAGUCAGGUCUCGUGCCAUUGACAUUAGAGAGAAGUUCAAGGAAAGAGCCCUUAUAUAA
Nezara viridula (southern green stink bug) is the source of this 4824-nucleotide messenger RNA. NCBI's taxonomy places the organism in Eukaryota, Metazoa, Arthropoda, Insecta, Hemiptera, Pentatomidae. The record is from the annotation of a GenBank genome assembly.